ACUAACAGCUACCACGGAGAGACAGAAGAUUUCGGUGUUGGAGUGCUUUUUUUGGCGGAAACAUGCAACGCAUGCAGUCAUAUCUGUGCUGCCUUAUGCGAUGGUGACAUGGUGACUCAGGCCUGGUUCCCGCCCGGAGCAAUGGAACACUGGUUGUAGUUUGCCUAUCGUGCACUGUAUGGACUAUCAGCUCUGGGCUAGAGCUAUUUUAUUAUGCCAUUUUAUGCAGUGAGGAAAGGAUUCUGUCCUGGGAUAUACCAUACAUGGGACGAGUGUAAAGCUCAGGUGGACCACUUCAGGGGAGCCCAGUUCAAGAAGUUCCCCUCUCUCCAGCAGGCAGAAGCCUUUUGCCAGGGCUCUGCCAGCCAGAACCCCACCGCCGCACGACCUGCCGCCGCCGGGGUCGCAUCGACACGCCCCGCGCCGUGCCCUGACCCAGGUCGGGCCCGUCCCCCGGCCGACACUGACUCCAUGAGACGAGGCAUCGACGGCGCCCGCCGCCAGCUAGACGCCCUUAAGGACCAGCUGCACCGGUACCGCAGCGGCGAGCUGGUCUCGCCCUGUCGAGGCCGCACUGACGCCGCUGCAGAGGACGCCACACGCGCCGCAGCAGAGGACGCCACACGCGCCGUCGCGGAAGGCGCCACCAGUGACGGCGCGGCGGCGGCCGACGGCUUCGACCGCUUCGUGGUGGACGAGGACGGCUUCCUGAACGUGUGGACGGACGGUGCGUGCUCUAGUAACGGGCAGCGGGGGGCGCGCGCCGGCUUCGGCGUGUGGUUUAACCAUGCACAUCCGCUUAACGUGUCUGCGCCGGUCGACGGACCGGCCACUAACAAUAACGCCGAGAUACAAGCGGCCUGGAUGGCGCUGGAGGUGGCCGCCGCCGCCGGCCACCGGCGCGUGCUGCUGCACACCGACUCUCAGUUUGUCAUCAGCUGCGCCACGCGCUGGCUGGAGGGAUGGAAGAGGAACGGCUGGCGGCUGGCCGGCGGCGGCCCUGUGAAGAACCGCACUCAAUUGGAGGCCCUGAGUCGCGCCAUGGCUGGCGUUGAGAUCAAGUGGAACUACGUGCGUGGUCACUCCGGGGUGGACGGCAACGAGGGCGCCGACCGCUUGGCGGUGGCCGGCGCACUCCGCUACACCGCUCCCGACCCCUGAUGACGUCAGACCGGUGGCGAUGACGUCAGUCCGACGUCAUUGCCAUGCUGCAAACGACGUGCGUCGGCACGCGGAAUCUGGCUGCCGGUGACGACACGUCAUCAUGGUGUCGUCAGCCGGGCGAGGAUGCCGAGCCAGCGGGGACGGCGACCGACGUGUUCCAGAACGCUGCUCCUAGCCUCUGAUGGCGGGAGGCAGAUGCCCAUGUGGGGCUGACGAUGACCUCAAGCUGCUGAUGUGGGUGUCGAGCUGGACACUGUGGUGGCUCUUUUGUCAGAUUCGUGGUGCUGCUGGUGCUGUGCACGUCUCAGGCUGUGAGGCAGGUCGUCGUUGGUGAUGCUGCUCGUGAUGAGUCCUGUUGGUGCAGCACUGCUAAUGGCAUACGCCCCAGCUGUGUUUUGUCGCGCGUGGUGGUGCUGCGCACGUCCUGUUGUCGGGUGGCUGCGGGGUUAGACGUCUGACGCUGCUGUGCCCUGGUCAUAGUUUGUGCUGCCAGGGAAUAGAAGGGUUUCAGUGUACCCAUGGAUA
Molecule: messenger RNA, 1689 nt
Organism: Pollicipes pollicipes
Lineage: Eukaryota; Metazoa; Arthropoda; Thecostraca; Pollicipedomorpha; Pollicipedidae
Gene: rnh1
Product: ribonuclease H1
Exons: 5
Coding region: 214-1161 (315 amino acids)
Biological process (GO): DNA replication, removal of RNA primer
Molecular function (GO): magnesium ion binding; nucleic acid binding; RNA-DNA hybrid ribonuclease activity
Source: RefSeq, a predicted model, not a curated record